Messenger RNA from Spirometra erinaceieuropaei, 2652 nucleotides. The record is from the annotation of a GenBank genome assembly. Lineage: Eukaryota; Metazoa; Platyhelminthes; Cestoda; Diphyllobothriidea; Diphyllobothriidae.
AUGGAAGAACUGUCUGUAGAACAAGUCAUCCCACACCACCUCUUCGAGACCUUUACACCCAUCGUAUACAGUGAGUCUGACAUCGCCGAAAAUGAGCCCUUCCCCAAGAAACCACCGACAGCAUUUCUUGCCCCUCGAGACUGGAGCCUCUACGUUCGCGUGUGUUGCCACCUGCGGCAACUGCGAACUCAGUACGGCUGUUCUGAAUACGAGGCCUACAAACAGAUCUCGGGCUCAACUGAGGAACGCCGCCGGGGUAGUCGCAUCGUGCGACUAGUGGCCGCCUUCAACCGCCUCUACAGUGAAUACGCCAUGCUUUGCGCUGCAAUGGCCUCCGCCAGGAAAGAAUCCCGGGCCCAGAACUCUUCCAAGGGUAGUUCUAGACACUGGCUUUUCAGUGGUGAUGGCAUUGGUAGGAAACGCAGUCGAAACAGUGCUUCUCGUCAUCGUCGUCGUGGUCGCAGCGGUCUCAGUAGAUCUACAACGGCCGACUGCACGGGCGCAAUCGACUCUCUCGGCGACAACUUCCGUCCAGCCCUAGGAACCUUCAGUGACAUGCCUAAAGAACGGGACCAAACCCCAACGGUGGCCUCAAUCGCCAAUACAGCAGACACCGUCUCCACGAACCUGCCGUCCAUGAAUUCAACGACUGUCCAAACAACAUCCCAUUGUACCCAAACGCUUUCCUGCAACGAGUUCGCCGUGGAACUGGAGCCCUUUCAACGGGACAAGAAGCGGUUCUUCUUGUGUAGGAAAGGCAAGCAAAAGAGUAGUAAUGGUGGCGGCAACAAGAUUGUGGGAAAAAAAGACCUCGAAGUCUAUGACUGCAUUCAGCGGCAACCGCUCGACUACUCCAUCUGGGUGAGUCAGAUAAGCGUGAAGAGAAUGAGUACCGACCAUGUGGUAACUUGGAUGUCAAACGGACCCCUGGGGGCUCUACCUAAGGGCAGUGUGGAGACGAUGCGUCUCCCAAUCGGACUGGAACUCACUCUGCCUCGGAUGCAGCGUCAGAUCGAAGUCAUAAUGUCCACCUGUAGGUUUGUCUACGAUCCCCUAGAGGUGGCAGCCGAACUGAGGACAGUAAAUUACGACACUGACGCCUGUAUAGCCUACUUUCUACAAAGCAGGGAAUUAAGAGAGAUCAUUCAGGAAUUCCUGCCCACAAGGACACUUCGACCCAACGAGGUACUUCGGCACAGCCCCACAGCAGGACAGAAUCCCUCCGAGGGCUUGGAGUACGAGCUGUCGAGAACACCGGUACCCCCUGAAGAACGAGAGGCCCGAACUAAACUGCGUAGCCUGCCGAGGGCGAGACUGGAGUCUGCACUGCUCACAUAUCAUCGUAAGUUGACCCACCUGAAGAAGGCUGUUGGGGAUGCGAAUCGGAGACUAAAACGGCUUCAGGGCUUCGCUGGUGGCCUCUCAUCUGUCUUCCUUCAGCUCUUACCGAACGCGGCGGGAAAAUUGGAUCAAAGCGCUGUAGGGCCUGAGAGCAGUACGGAAAACCAGACCGCACUUUAUACCCAACUAAAGCAACUAUCUAGUGAGAACAGCACCCUGAAGGAGACCCUUCGUCUGGAGAUGGAGCGACGUAUGUCCAUCUUCAAUAUGAUGCAGGAGUACCUGGGGAACAUCCGCGUCUACUGUCGUUGCAGAGCCAUUCCGCAGGCGGGCAACUGCGUUGAGGUGACCUCUUCUGACACUAUCCACCUCCUUAACGGUACAAGCAUUGAGGACUAUCGUUUCGACCGUGUCUUUGACAUCACAGCGACUCAGGCAGAGGUCUUCAACGAACUCAUGCCUCUUAUUCACUCCUUUAUGGAUGGGUUUAACGUCUGCUUCCUGGCCUACGGCGGUGAGGCAAGUGGUAAGACCUACACCCUGUUGGGGGGCUCAGACGGUCUACAGGAGAGUCGAGGCAUAGUUCAACGAGCCCUGAACUGCGUGCUCGCUGAAAGUGCAGUUAAGCACAGCGAGUGGGACAUCGGUCUGGCGGUGGCCGUAGUGGAGGUCUACAACGACGUCUUCAUCGACCUCCUCAGUGGAGAGACAGGGGUUCACGUGAGAGUGGACCUGGGUGUGGACAGAAUGAUGGAGGGCCUGCGCACCGUACCUAUUCAGUCUGGUGGCGAUAUUGAGAGUUUGUUGGAACUGUGCAAAUCGCGCCGCCGAGUCGGUAAGACGGCGCUCAAUCCCGCCUCUUCACGCUCCCAUCUCAUCAUGCUGGCGAGACUGCAGGCUCGCAGCCGUCUCCACGAAAAGUGCAUCUCCUCCGUGCUAGCGCUCUGCGACUUGGCCGGAUUUGAGGACAUAAUCAAGGCGGACACACUGAGCGACCAGACACUGGCAAAGGAGGCCGGCUUCAUCAACCGCUCUCUCACCGCCUUCAACAGGGUAUUCUCCUCGCUUCGCACCCAAGACCCCAUGGCGGUCUCCUACCGGGACAGCAAACUGACGUACCUGCUGAAACCCUUCUUUACAAACUCCGGGAAGUGCAUCCUCAUUGUGACCGUACGCACCGACAGAGCGAACCUGCCCUCCACGCAGGGAACCCUACGAUUUGGGCGUGACUCCAGAGCCGUGAGUCUCGGACGCGCCCGACGACAGAUCAGCGUCGAGCGUCUGAUGCAGGACAAUAAGGCCUUCUACUAA